AUUUUUUUCGUCGGUGGAUUCAACACCUUAACCAUUAAGAUUAGAUUACGCAAUAAAUUCACCUUUUCUCUCUCUCUCUCUCUCUCAUCAAAAACCAAAAACCCCUUUCAUCUCAUUCAAUUAACAAAUUCACGUCACAAACUUUAUCUCUCUAAAAAUCUCUCUAAAAAUCUCUCAACCAAAACCACUUUCUCUCUCUAAACCGUUACAACAAUGGCAUCCACCGCACCACCUGUCCUUCCCGUCGCCAACAUCCCUCCUCCACCACCUUCAUCAACCGCCACCGCUACCGGAUCUGAUGCUCCCGCAAACUCCCCUGCCGUUCGUGUCCUCAUCAACAACCUCUCCGAGUCUCUCCGUAACGGCCUCGCUCAGCGUCGUCCAUGGACAGAGCUUGUCGAUCGCUCCGCUUUCUCAAAGCCGGAAUCAUUCUCCGAAGCCACGAUCCGUGUCCGCAAGAAUUACUCCUACUUCCGUGUCAAUUACUACGCCAUCGUCGCCGGAAUCCUUGCGGUGUCGCUUCUCACGAAUCCGUUUUCUCUGAUUCUUCUCGUCGGUCUUCUCGCUUCGUGGACAUUCCUCUACCUUUUCCGUCCUUCCGAUCGUCCUCUUGUUAUCUUCGGUCGCACAUUCACCGAUUUUGAAACCCUAGGUAUUCUCUCAGGACUCACUCUCUUCGUUGUUUUCCUCACCAGCGUUGGUUCGGUGCUUGUCUCCGCUUUGAUGCUCGGUGUCGCUGCUGUUUGUAUCCACGGUGCAUUCCGUGCUCCUGAGGAUCUCUUCCUUGAUGAACAAGAAAAUUCUCAGGUUACGGGUUUCCUCUCCUUCCUCCGUGCUCCUGCUGCUGCAGCCGCUGUUCCUUCUGUCACCGGACGCGUUUAGAUCUGUUAAUGGUAACGGUUUCUUUCUUCUGAUCCGUUGAAUUUUGGUCCGAGAUGUGAAACCAGUGCUGAAAUAUUUUUUGUUUCUUUUAAAUUUCUUGAUCUGUAUUAGUCAAUUGGAUUAUAUACAUAUAGGUGAACAUGAAUCUUGAUAUUCUAUGUAUCAUGAAUCUUUGUUAUUUUGAUUUUGUAUUAUACAGGAUUUGGUUAUGUUGUUGAUGGA
Messenger RNA from Trifolium pratense (red clover), 1104 nucleotides. RefSeq names its product PRA1 family protein B4-like. The transcript has a single exon. Gene Ontology annotation, biological process: vesicle-mediated transport. Gene Ontology annotation, cellular component: Golgi apparatus; endoplasmic reticulum. Lineage: Eukaryota; Viridiplantae; Streptophyta; Magnoliopsida; Fabales; Fabaceae. The record is from RefSeq and is a predicted model, not a curated record. Bases 214 to 882 code for a protein of 222 amino acids.